AUGUCCUUUCCUAAUAUUUUUUUUUUUUUUUGGUCUAUAUUUAUGCCAGAUUAUUUAUAUACUAUAUUUGCAAAGAACUGUUUCUUUUUUCCUGUGACGGACUUUCCUGUCUUUCAGUCUAUCAUUAAUGUCUUUAUUGCAUUCGCUAUUUAUUUUUUCCAACUUCCUUUGGCUACCAUAUCCCCCACUCCCUCCCCACCCUCUUUGCAAGCAUGUC
Molecule: messenger RNA, 217 nt
Organism: Candidula unifasciata
Lineage: Eukaryota; Metazoa; Mollusca; Gastropoda; Stylommatophora; Geomitridae
Source: the annotation of a GenBank genome assembly